CAACUCUUCACACAACGAUGGCGAAACCUAAGUCCAAAAAGUCCGUUAAGCCGCUGGUAUAUGAAUCGGAUCAAUCUGACGAGGAGUUUGGUACCAGACGCCAAAACGACUCCGAUUCUGAUGACAUUUCCAGCAUCUCCUUUGGGACUUUGAACAAGGCGCAAAAGAAGAUCCGCGAUCAGGAGAAGAGCGAAAAGCCUAGCAUACAUAACUAUGACAGUGACAGUGAUGUCCAAGGCGGGUUUUUCGAUGGAGAAGAUAGUGACAGUGACAGUGACAGUGACGGUGCCCCUACCUCCACGUCCACCAAGAAGCACAAACACGCGCCAAAGGAGUCUUCAUCUAAGAGACCGGUCAAAAAAUACAGAGAAAUCCCCGGCUUAGACAUCUCCAAGUACAAAGAGAAGUCCGUAACCAAUGAUAUCCGUUUCAACCCGGCGUUCGGUGCGGCUGACUUGUCUUAUACCCGUGACAACUAUCGUUUCCUCGACGAGUACCGUCAAGACGAGCUCAACCAGAUGCAGACAAUGCUUAAAGAUCGUAAGUCGAAACAUCUUUUGAAGCAAUGGGAAAAGGAGGAUAUUCAGUUCAAGAUUCAGUCAUUGCAGUCGCGUGUGGACACAUUGAAGAACAGAGACUUGAACGAACAGGUGCUCGCACAGCAUAAGCGUGAACAGCGUGCAAAGGUCAAGAGUGGGGAACAGACCAACAUGUUCUACUUAAAGGACAGUGAGAAGCGCAAGAUGUUGACCAAGUUGAAGUUCGAAGGCAUGAAGGGCUCCCAAAGAGAAAAGGUGAUGGAGAGAAAAAGAAAGAGACGUUUGGGGAGAGAAUUCCGGGAGUUGGAGUUCAACCAGAGGGGUUGAGCACACUUGUGUGUCUGUAUAUGUAUAUUAGUUGAGC
This is a messenger RNA of Babjeviella inositovora NRRL Y-12698, 903 nucleotides long. Its product is annotated as rRNA-processing protein. Gene Ontology annotation, biological process: maturation of SSU-rRNA from tricistronic rRNA transcript (SSU-rRNA, 5.8S rRNA, LSU-rRNA). The coding region runs from base 18 to 866 and encodes 282 amino acids. Gene Ontology annotation, cellular component: nucleolus; 90S preribosome. The transcript has a single exon. Lineage: Eukaryota; Fungi; Ascomycota; Pichiomycetes; Serinales. The record is from RefSeq and is a predicted model, not a curated record.